Phytophthora nicotianae INRA-310 is the source of this 1314-nucleotide messenger RNA. RefSeq lists its product as hypothetical. Bases 1 to 1314 code for a protein of 437 amino acids. The transcript has a single exon. The record is from RefSeq and is a predicted model, not a curated record. Lineage: Eukaryota; Oomycota; Peronosporomycetes; Peronosporales; Peronosporaceae.
AUGUCCGUACGGCCGACGACGGCGCCGUUGCGCAUUGGCCACGGCGCCCGCCCGUUGGCCAGUGAGAGCCACUGGUUGCUGUCCACGGCGGGUAAAUGGACCGAGGAGGACGAGAAGGAAUGGAAGCGCCAACAGCAUCGAGAGAACAUGGUCUUCUUCCGACGCAAGAAGAAGGAGCAGCAGGCGGAACUGCGCAACCUGCACCAGCAGCUCGAACACCGUCUACAGCAGCAUCUGGCCAUGCAGCGCCGUGCCGCGGCGCGCGCGUCCAGAGCUCAGCAUCGACCUGAUCGAACCGAACAGAAGCGCGCCGCGGUAGUCCACUUGAUAGCGGAGACGGAAGCACUCAAGAUUGAGAAUACGGCGCUACGAGAUCGCAUCGACAACCACAAGACGCUGCGUGAAAGCGUCGUUGAAGCCGGCGACGGGAUCGAGUCGAACGCCACUGAGCCCACUAGUAGCGUCAGCAGUCGGGACGGGAGCAACUCAGACUCGUCACUAUCGGGGAGCUCCCUGUCCUCUGGUUCCUCGUCCUUAUCGUACUUGCUCUCGUUGCAGCGCGGCUGGCGCGUCCACUUUCCAGACGGCGAGCCAUCCUUCCACUUCCAUCCAUUCUCUAAGGAGCAACUGGACGCUGUUCGACAAGGUUACGACGCCAAGUUCGCAAUGUCUCCGCCAAUGGAGUCUGUGGGGAACAUGUUCGGGUGGGACGUCGAACGUGCGCCGUUGAUGCCUCAUCCGACUCUGAACGUACUGAUCUCGCGGGUCCGAUACACGCGACGCAUUCACUGUGCUGGAGGAUCGGCGCAUGGUACGAUGGACAAGCUGGACGUGGACUCUUGGCCAGUAUUGACGACUCCUGAGUUGUGGCAGCGUAUCCACGGGAAUGUCCAUGUAGUUACGUCUCAGGUUCUGCAAGCGGUCGACGAGGACACGUACGUCAUCGCGCGGAAUACUCCGAAUCCCACGCUUGGUGUCAACGUUCGAUAUCUCAACUUAGUAAGUCGGCGACGACUUCAGCUACCAGACGGACGACGGUCAAUCAGCUACGCCUUGGUGGUCGUGACUUCUGAUGCAAACAAGCGCAGUCGCGAGGCGGAGCCAGAAGCCGAACGGCGACGUGUACACUGGGUAAACGAAGGCGGAGCGUAUAUGACGCUUACGCAGCUCGAUAAUGACACACUUGAGGUGGUGUACGACCACUGCUCCGGCUGUAUGAAUGAACAGCAUGCGCAGUACUGCCUCGUGGACUGGGGCCACAUCGUUAUCCGUUGGGAACAGCUAGUAACGCCGUCACGGACGCUCGCAUUCUGA